AUGCUCGGAUUUUUGCCUUACGGCCUACUGGCCAUUGCCGGUUUCGCAACAGCACGCGAUCCCAUAGUCUACUUCAUUCGACACGGAGAGAAACCUGAGGAUGGAGGAAAUGGGUUGAAUGCGAAUGGCCUCGAACGUGCCCAAUGCAUUCGCGAAGUUUUCGGGAAGAAUUCAGAGUACAAGAUCACUCAUAUCAUGGCGCAAACACCCAAGAGCGAUGGCCGACGUGCCCGUCCCCGCGACACCGUCAAGCCGCUGGCUGAUGAUCUAGGUCUCGAUGUUGAUAUCUCCUGCGAUCGGGAUGAUCCGGAUUGUGUCAAGAAGGUCAUUGAUUCAUACGAUGGAAAGGGCGAGGCCAAUAUUCUGAUUUGCUGGGAGCAUGAUACAAUCACCGAUAUUCUGGAGACACUAGGAGUCGAUGAUGCACCACAUUAUCCAGAUGAUAGUUUCGACCUCAUUUGGACUGUCCCAUCCCCUUACGAUGAAAUCACUGAUGAGAGCAGCGAGCAAUGCCCUGGGUUGGAUUCUGUGCUUAAAUGCUGA
Molecule: messenger RNA, 543 nt
Organism: Penicillium robsamsonii
Lineage: Eukaryota; Fungi; Ascomycota; Eurotiomycetes; Eurotiales; Aspergillaceae
Exons: 3
Coding region: 1-543 (180 amino acids)
Source: RefSeq, a predicted model, not a curated record